AGGAAAGCAGAGUUAUUAUCUGAGCCCCGCGGGUUUCCUGGAGCCGUCCCUCUUUGCUUCCUCUCUUUCUCCCAGACACCGACAUGUCCAUGGAGGGCAAGGCCGCGGUGGUGACCGGAGCGGCGGCGGGGAUCGGCAGAGCGGCGGCCGAGAUCCUGCUGCAGAACGGUGCCAAGGUGGCCAUCCUGGAUGUGAAUGAAACCGCAGGGCAGAGUUUGGUGGAGGCCCUGAACAAGCAGCACGGAUCAGGAAAGACGGUGUUCCUGAAAUGUGACGUCGAAUCAGAGGAGCAGAUUAAAGCUGCCUUCCAGAAAGCUGCAGAAACCUUCGGAGGAAUAGACAUCUUGUGCAACAAUGCCGGCAUCAUGAAUGAGGGCACAUGGGAGAAAAUGGUCUCCAUUAACCUUAUGGGUGUCAUCAGGGGAACUUACGUCGCUCUGGAGCACAUGAACAAGUUGAGUGGAGGUCGAGGAGGAGUCAUCAUCAACGUAUCAUCCAUGGCGGGUAUCGGCCCUCUCCUGAGCUGUCCAGUCUACACAUCCACCAAGCACGGAGUGCUUGGCUUCACUCGGGCCAUGGCGGCUGCCUCUAAGGUUUCAGGCUACGGUAUACGGUUCAACGCCCUCUGCCCAGGUUUUGUGCAGACUGAACUGUUGGACGACAUGGCAACAAAACUGGGACAGUUCUCUCACCUGGCUGACCAUUCGAACCAAUUUCUUGAAACUAGUGGAGUUUUAAGUGUGUCUGAGGUAGCUCAGUGUUUCCUGGAGCUGGUGAAGGAUGAGACGAAAAAUGGAGAGGCGCUUAUGGUGUUCUCGAAAGGAAAAAAAUACAUGCAGUUUCCAUCAUUGAUGUCAAAGUAGCUUAUGGAUGCAAUAAUUAAGGUCAACAGUUAAACGGACUCCUGCUACCAGUGAAUAAUGCAUAAAUGUUAAAGCUGCAGUAUUCAUGCUUGUUAUUUUCUGCUCAAUCUGCUUCUUCACUAAUAUUUGUUCGUGUUUGUAAUCAUUAAAGCUGGUGUUCAAUAAACGAUGUAUAUAUUACCACACAUCAUACACAAUGUUGUAAUAGAAAUGCUAGAAUAUGGAGGAAAAGCAGUCAACAUGUGUGGCAUUUUUGAUUUUUAGAAUGACUAUUUUCCAAAAUAUGAUCUUGAUUGCAACAGUUGAAAUAGAACAGCGUUUAUAUAAUUUUGAUUAGGGCAUGAUUACAAAUAUGUUUUCUGGAGAUUUUUUUUUAUUGCUUUAGCAGAAUAAAACAAACAAACAA
Messenger RNA from Cololabis saira (Pacific saury), 1269 nucleotides. RefSeq lists its product as uncharacterized. Gene Ontology annotation, cellular component: cytoplasm. NCBI's taxonomy places the organism in Eukaryota, Metazoa, Chordata, Actinopteri, Beloniformes, Belonidae. The transcript has 7 exons. Bases 84 to 863 code for a protein of 259 amino acids. The record is from RefSeq and is a predicted model, not a curated record. Gene Ontology annotation, molecular function: oxidoreductase activity, acting on the CH-OH group of donors, NAD or NADP as acceptor.